AUGAAGUUCCUCCCCAUGAUCGCGGGCCUCAGCGCCCUGGCCGCCGCCGCCCCCGCGGACCUCGACACCCGCGCCUCGUGCACCUUCACCGACGCCAAGACGGCCAUGGCCAAGAAGACGUCGUGCACCGACAUCGUCCUCAAUGGCAUCAAGGUGCCCGCGGGCGAGACCCUCGACCUUACCGGCCUCAAGGACGGCACGCGCGUCACCUUCAAGGGCACCACCACCUUUGGCUACAAGGAGUGGGAGGGCCCCCUCAUCGCCGUCGGCGGCAAAAAGGUCAGCGUCGUCGGCGCCUCGGGCAACUCCAUCAACUGCCAGGGCGAGCGCUGGUGGGACGGCAAGGGCGGCAACGGCGGCAAGAAGAAGCCCAAGUUCUUCAAGGUCAAGAUUAACGACGGCUCCAUCUCCGGCCUCAACGUCAAGAACACCCCCGCCCACGGCUUCAGCAUCAACAGCGUCAGCGGCCUCAAGGUCCAGAACAUCCUCUUCGACAACAAGGACGGCGACUCCAAGGGCGGCCACAACACCGACGCCUUCGACGUCGGCCAGUCGACGGACGUGACCAUCUCGGGCGCCAAGGUCUACAACCAGGACGACUGCCUGGCCAUCAACUCGGGCACCGGCAUCACCUUUGAGAACGGCUACUGCUACGGCUCCCACGGCCUGUCCAUCGGCUCCGUCGGCGGCCGCUCCUCCAACACGGUGCAGAACGUCGUCAUCCGCGACUCCACCAUUGAAAAGGCCGACAACGGCAUCCGCAUCAAGACCAUUGCCCACGAGACGGGCUCCGUCAAGGGCAUCACCUUCGAGAACAUCACCCUCAAGAACAUCAACAAGAAGGGCAUCGUCAUCCAGCAGGACUACGAGAACGGCAGCCCCACCGGCAAGCCCACCGCCGGCAUCCCCAUCACCGACGUCACCGUCAAGAACGUCAAGGGCACCGUCGCUUCCAAGGGCACCAACGUCUACAUCCUGUGCGCCAAGGGCGCCUGCUCCAACUGGAAGUGGUCCGGCGUCUCCGUCACCGGCGGCAAGUCAGCCAAGGACUGCUCCAACAUCCCCUCCGGCUCGGGCGCCAAGUGCUAG
Colletotrichum spaethianum is the source of this 1089-nucleotide messenger RNA. RefSeq names its product polygalacturonase. The coding region runs from base 1 to 1089 and encodes 362 amino acids. Gene Ontology annotation, biological process: pectin catabolic process. The transcript has 2 exons. Gene Ontology annotation, molecular function: polygalacturonase activity. NCBI's taxonomy places the organism in Eukaryota, Fungi, Ascomycota, Sordariomycetes, Glomerellales, Glomerellaceae. The record is from RefSeq and is a predicted model, not a curated record. Gene Ontology annotation, cellular component: extracellular region.